AUGAGGGGGCAUGAGGAGGCAAUAUGGAGGGAUGAGAAUGCAAUGAGGAGGGAUGAGGAGGCAAUGAUGAAACAAUGCGGAGGCAAUGAGGAGGUACGAGGAGGCAAUGAGGAGACAGUGCGACAAUUCUGCGCCACAGUAUAUGAAGAGUUGUUAGAAAAUUUGACAGAACAAGGAAAGGAAGCAGUGGAGGAGAUAAAUCCAUGGUUGAUGGUGACUUUAAUUGACGUAGACAAUCUGGAUGAAGUCAUUUUUGCUGGGAGGAAAGAUUGCCUUUUCUAUGAAGAACUUGACCAGCUUCUUGGCAAAGAUCCAGACAUUUCACCAAGGGUCACAUUGAGUUCAACAGCAUCAAGUACUUCAAGCAAGCCCACUGAUUCGGAGAAUUCAACAGCAUCAAGUACCGCUAGCAAGACCAGUGAUUCAGAAUCUGAUAAAGACAUGCCAGGAGAGUCCGGUAAACAGAAUAAGAAACCUGUGAAGCGCCGCAAGUCGCAAGCAUCACAUAUUGAAGAGUUUCUAGAAACAUAUGUUGACAGGCAGGAAGAAAGACAUCAGAAAGAAGUUGAAGAAAGGAGAAAGAUGCAUCGUGAGAAGAUGGGCAUUUUAAAAUCUCUGUGCAGUGAUUUGAAAAAGUGAACUGGUUAACACAAAAGCAUAACCUAGCUGGUAUGACAUCUAGAUAGAUAGCCGUUUAUGCAGUUGUUGAAUGGACAGCUGUUAUUUGUUCAGUUUAAAAAGUUAAAUGUUUAUAAAAUUGUUUAUCUGAUGCAGAUUAGUUCGGUAAUAGCAAAGUUAUUGCCCUUGACUUAGUCAGAAUUUGCAAUUUUAAUUUUGUAUGUUGCAUACAUUUGAAAGUGUUUGAGCCACAGUCAGGAAAAUUUGCAGCUAUAUUGAUCAGCAAAAUUAGUUGUGCACCUAGUGUUUCACUUGUGAGUCCUUUUAGUUAUUGCAGAGUUAUUGCCCUUGACUUAGUUUAACUUGACAAUUUUAAAGUGAUAUGUUGCUAGACCAUUUUUUAAAUGAAACUCAUAAUGAAAGAAAAGUAUAUUUUCAGGUUUGUCAUAGUAAAUUAGUAAAAAUGUUUUUAUGCAGGUUGAAUAAAGAAUGUGGCUGCAUACAUUGGACAUGUUUUAAUAGACUGGUAAAGUGGGGCAUCUGUGUCCUAUGGACAGACAUUAUUGGACACAUUUCAAGUUUUAUUGGAAUUUCUGAUUAUAUGCUUUAGGAAUAAAUUAGUAGACUAUAUGCAAGAUGUAUACAAAGAUAUUUGAAUGGUGUAAAACUUCUUUUGUCUUCAAUAUUACAUUAGCUAAAUUGUUCUAUUUAAGUAUUUUGAAAGGACCAGAUGCUGAAAGUAUGCAUGGCAUUGAAAGUCAAAACCCUAUGCUCUGACAGUAAUGUUUUCUGGUAUCUUGUUUGUUGUGCUGUUGGGUAUUAUAAAAAUACACUUUUGCUUUUGUUUAACGUUUAGCAUGGUGUGAUAAUGUAAGAAAAAUGACAAAGCUGAAUAACUGUUCUGUAUUUUGACCGAAUUAUGUCCCUUAUUUGUAUUUGGAAAGUCUGUUUAAAUUUUGUUUGCAAAACAAAAGUGGUUGUUUAUUUAGGUCUUACCCUUAUAGUUGCUAUUAGGUCCAACCAGUUAGGUUGAUUGUAUAUAUUCAACCAGUGCAGUUGUUUGUUUAAGGUUUUUGCUGCAACAGGCAUUGCAUUGACACAAAUAUGUUAAUGGGUAUACUAUAACAGGCUUUGCAUUGUCACAAAUAAGUAAGUUCCAUACAGUGAAACCAUUUAGGCUCUAUAGGUUGGCAUAUUGCCUUGUAUUCAUCUGUUAAGUUUGAUACAUUUAUGUGAUUUUUAUUACUAGUCAGUGUCAUAUCAACUGAUAUUAUAACAUGUUGUUAUGUCUUUUAUUCAAUACAUGUUGUUUUAUGUAAGCAUCAUAUUAUGUGAUAAAAUUUAUACAUUAAUUUUGAAACAAAAGCAAGACCAGAGAAUUAUGUCAUUAUCUAUUGUUAUUAACUUGACUGGGGGUAGCUCAGGAAACAGUAUUACCUUAUUUAAUUCAUAAUGUGAUGCUUCUUGUUUAAACAUUUGCAAUACAAAUUUAUCAUUUUUUUAUAUUUAUUUCUGUUUAUACUUGAAAGUACAAGUAUUGUUUUGAACACCAAAUAAAGUUAA
Molecule: messenger RNA, 2181 nt
Organism: Mya arenaria
Lineage: Eukaryota; Metazoa; Mollusca; Bivalvia; Myida; Myidae
Exons: 3
Coding region: 1-639 (212 amino acids)
Source: RefSeq, a predicted model, not a curated record